Molecule: messenger RNA, 2187 nt
Organism: Delphinapterus leucas (beluga whale)
Lineage: Eukaryota; Metazoa; Chordata; Mammalia; Artiodactyla; Monodontidae
Gene: CSNK2A2IP
Product: casein kinase 2 subunit alpha' interacting protein
Source: RefSeq, a predicted model, not a curated record
AUGGACCGCUACCCGCCUGUUAGGAAGCGGGCCGCACAGCAGGAGCACAAGUUGGUGCCACUAACAUACUAUGAUCAACAGUUUGUGCCAUUAGAACGCUGUUACCAACUGGCCACAAGCAGCUCAUUAACACAUCAACACACAGAUGAAAAACAAAAGCAACCCGAUAACCAAUCUGUGGUCAAAGUAGAAUCCCAUAGUAAUAACCCUGCAGUGCAUCCCCUAAACUCUAACCAGAAGGUACAGAGAUGCUCAAUAUUGCCCUCUGCCAAGUGUCAGGACACAAUUUCACGGGACCUCUAUAACAGGGCUCUGAAAUCACCAUUAUCUCACUCCAAAUAUCAGGCCACACCUUCACUACACCUCCACCAGAACUCCCUGUGGCCUAAUAAGAGAGGCUUGAGCUCACCGUUGUCCCACGCCAAACCUCAGAUCACAUCUUCACUUGACCUCACCAAGACAUCAUUGCCAGAGCCCAAUCAAACAGCCUGGAGCUCACAAUUACCCUUUCCCAAUCCUCAGAAUACAUAUUCCCUAGACCUUUGCUGGAUAUCACCUUCACUGAAGUCUAAUCGAAGGGUCUCAAGUUCAUCAUUAUAUGCCCUCAAACAUCAAGAAACUCCUUCCCCAGGCUACAUAUGGACGUUGUCAUCUUUGGGACCUAAUCAAAGAGCCUUUAGCUCAGCGUUACCCCAGUCCAAGCCUCAGAAAGCCUCUUCAUUGGAUAGCCUUUGACACUCUUUGUUAGAGCACCAUCAAAGAUGUUUGAGCUCACCAUCACUCAACUCUACACCUCAAACACAUGACUUGCUUCAGACAUCACCUUCUUUGGAUCCCAGUCAGAUGACUCUGAGCUCAUCGUUACCUGAUUCCAGACCUCAGACAACACCUGUAUUGAGCUCUAAUUCCAGUGUUCUGAGAUUAACGUUGUCCAGCUCAAAAGAAAGGAAAUCACCUUUACCACAUUCUAUGCAUCAGUCAAAGAGUUUGCCAUUGUUCCAGCCCAAAACACUUGAUCGUAACUUCAGGACCCUGAAUUCACCAGUGUGUCACUCAAAAUUUCAGAACACCACUUCACUAAGUGACAAACACAAGGCCACAGAUCUUCCCUCACCCCAUCCCAAACCAAAUAUCUCAGGUCCAUCAUUAUUAAGCUCCAAACACUGCAUCAGGAACAUAGCUGCUUUAACAUUGGGCUCCAGACUCCAGAGUAAAAGCAGUUUUGGUCUUUAUGAAAAGACAGAACCAAAUAAGGAAAUUCGAUGGACUUUAGGUUAUAUUCAUCCCUGCAUUAUCAAAGGUGGAACGGUCCCUGAUGAUGUUGUAAAUAAAAUUGUCAAUUCUCUCUCCAAGACCAGAAUCCAGAGGGAUCUCUGUAGGCAGAUUCUCUUUUGAAGGAUGAGGGGAAGGGCAAAUCCUCAUCCUGGACCCCGCCUUUCAUCAAGUUAUAUGGUUUGUUUAGCUUGUGCUUCCUGCAUAAAAUCUCAGUGUAACCAUCUUACAGGAAGGAAAGACCCUCGUGCUGCAACGCUAUUUGUCAGCCCAGCACCUGAGACCACUCCUGAGGGAGAAAUAGAGGUGAAACUAGUUUUUAUCCUCUCCCUACCAGAGACUUCUUUUUCAUUCCCUGUGAAAGAAAAUCAGCCUGAUGAAGUCCCUGAAGAAAACCUUGGAGGAAUUGGGGAGAUAUCAAAAUUUUUCCCUACAUCUGAACCUGAUAUCACCAAGGAGGCUAAUGUGAAGAAAACAUGGCCGACAGUAGCCCCUGCAAACCAAGCUGUAAGCCAACAGCCCCAGGCUAUAGACUGGCUGCUCUAUGUUAAGGAAAGUAGUAACCCUCAGUCGCAGUCCCUACUCCCCUCAUCUUCUUCCUCAUCAUCCUCUUCCUCUUCCACUACACCCCCUUUACCCCCUCCUCCUCUGAAAGAGGCUACCACAUCUACCGCCUCAGGCUGUGUGUCCACUAAGGUACUUAGUUACCACCGGCUGCCUCCAGGGGUCUCCUGACUUGAGUUUAUAUGUAGUAAAAAUCACCAGCCACUUCCUGCAAAACCAUGUCCAAGUCAAUCACCAUCUCCCCAAACAAGGUCUAUGAGGAAUAGCACCACAGUAAAAAGGAGAAAGGGGCCAGAGAUACUGUUCAAAAUGUUCCAGACAAAGGUUCAAAAUGAGAGAAAUCUUGAUUAA